UUGUUCCACAUCUGCUGUUCUAAAUGCACUAUAUUAAAAAAAAUUCUAAAUUAAAUUUGAGAUUUUUAAAAGAAACAACCACCCCUUAGUAACAGUCUAAAGAGAGAUUUGAUUUAAAAAAAUGUCUCACCUUAUGUCAUUUUACUUAUUUUAUUGUGAGUAUAAUGCACAUUUUUCUCGUAUGGAAUAGCCACUGAACCAGCCACACCAACAUAUUUUCACCUUACAGGCAAAACUUUAUUUUUUUAAAGCCGAUGUUACUCCUUAAUACUCAUUCUUGUGACUUUAUAGUUGACUUUUCUUAUUCAUUGCACUCUAAAACUAAGUUUUACUUAAUUAUUUAAGUAAUUUUCAGCGUUGUGUAAGUUUCUUUCCACCUAAACCACCCAAAAUUCAAAAGUACUGAUACUAUUAAACUAAAAAUCCGUAAGAAUUUUUUCAGGAAUAAAGACAAAAGCUUUCACAGCGAUGAGACUGACAGAAAAGCAUCAUGUGAGCGUUUUAAAGGCCCAGUAACUGAGCUCAGAUAUGUAUGAACGCAUGAGAAAAAGAUGUGGAAUAGAGGGGGAGCGGAUACCCCUCUGAGCCAAUCACAGCGGAGCUCCUAGUGACAGACAGGCCCGACAGCCAAUCAGAGGUGAGCAUUCUUUACGGUGGGCCUGUCUUGUUGCCAGAGUUGGAUAAUGUUAAACACAGCUGUUUCUUUCUCGGUUUGGAGACUCAUUGCAGAACGCAGAGACCCAGCAGGAACAUUUUAACCAGAAUUCAUUCACGGACGCUGAGCUGAAGCUUUCAGUCGCCGUUGACUUUUCUCCAGCGGCAGCGUUUCAGCAGGAAACGUCUCGGAAAUGUUUUAAUGCGGUUUGCAGCGGCAGGAGCUCCGGACUGCACUUAGUUUGUGAACUUCAGAGCUCUCGGAUUGUGCGGCGGCUUCUUGGACCAGUUGCGAGGAACCAUGAGGACGGAGCGGCGCUGCGGGACGCUGCUGCCGAACCUGGCGGGACCAGAGAGCGGGGCGGCACCGAAGCGCCAACUGUCCGGAUGAUUCUCUGUCGUCGGUCGGGGCGGUGAGUUCGGAUCCUGCGAGCCUUCCCUCCAACUCUGUGCCCUCUGGGGGCUCCGACCUGCGGAGGGACUCCACCGACCGCCGAGCUGAGCGCUUUGGCCGCACAUGAAGCGACUUUGCGGUGAGAUUAUGGUUCCGACGGGCCUCCAGCUCCAGCUGCUGCUCCAACAACAAAGGAAACGACUCUUUCUUCUUUCAUUUCGCUGCUCUGGACGCAAACAGUGAAGGAAAUAAAAGGCGGCUUGAGUGAAAGUUGACAAAUACACUUUUUAUUUGCGUAAUUACGCACCAACUUUACGCGCACGGUGCCUUUUAUGUCGUGUUCCCUGUGAGCUGGACGUGUAAUUGUUUAACUGCCGCGUGGGGUUCAGGUGAGAGCGGCUCAGGUGAAGCGUGGGUGGAUGUGUGAGGAUGGUGGAGAGCCGGGGCUGCGUCCAGAGGGAGGGAGUGUACCGCUGGUUCUCCUCCCUCUCCUCCGCCCAGAGAGCGGAGUUCCUGUGCGGCCUGCUGGACCUCUGCGUGCCCAUCGAGCUCCGGUUCCUGGGCUCCUGCCUGGAGGACCUGGCCCGGAAGGACUACCACUCCCUGCGGGAUGCGGAGAUCAAAGCCAACAACCCGGCAGACCUGUCGGGCCUCACCAACAUCACGGACGAAGUGGUCCGCAGCAAACUGCUCGUGUCUCUCGCCCUGCUCGGCUCGGACAACCGGGAGGCGGCGGGGGUCCUGUACCGGACGCUGACCCACAUAGACACGGUGAUCAAUAACUAUGGUCUGGCGCUGAACGACGGCCGCACAGAGGAGCAGUUCCUGCUGCUGUUCACCAUGGCCUCCAACCACCCAGCCUUCAGCUUCCACCAGAAGCAGGUGCUGAGGCAGCAGCUGGGCCAGAUCCAGGACAUCCUGCAGGCGAGCAGCAGCAGCAGCAGCAGCAGCAGUAGCAGCGGUGGAGGAGGAGGAGGAGGAGGAGGAAGCAGCGACGUUCAGGCAGCAGCCGUCUGCUACUCUCAGCCUCUUCAUCAUGUCCAGCACCAGACUCUUCCUCUGUCCGACGUUAGCGCCACCUACCUGCCCAUGUCGGCCUGCCAGCCCUGCAGCGCUCACUGCAGCUGCUGGAACAAGAACCAGACCAGAGAGGCCGGAUCGUCUUCAUCGGACCAUCAGACCAACCAGGAGAUCACCUCACCUCCUCCUCACCCAGACCUCCGUCCUCCCCCGCCUCCACCUCCUCCUCCCCCACCUCCUCACCUCAGUCCUUCUCUACCUGCUGGACAGAACCAGGAAGCAGCAGCUGCGACCAAAAGCCACCAGGUGAAAACAGGAAAAGCUGCGAUUGAGAGGCUGCUGCUCAGAGGAAUCACACACAAGUCUGAGGACGGCAGCGAAUAUGUGUUCGAGGUGAGCUGGUCCAAUGGUUUGGUGUUAUCUGUGGUCAGAACUCAACAGGAGGUGGCAGAGCUGAUGUCCCAGCUGUCGCAGGCGUUUCCUGAUGAAGGAAUGGAGAAGUUCCUCCCUCAGUCCAUAGAGCUGGACCCCAGGUGUCUGACAGCUUUGCCCUGCCAUGUCCUCCAGCACCACAGCGUCCAGAUGUUCUUCACCUCCACCAGACCUCUGUCCCCCAGCUGUCCCUCCUCUCCACCCUCCUCCAUCCCAGCGCUACCAUCCUCCCUUCCUACUUCACCCGUAGCCCCGACCUCCCCGCUCACCUCCAGCUCUAAUCUUGGCUGUAUGGUGCAGUACAGAGGAGCUAACAGGGCGGUGUACCGAGUCGCCAGCGUCCAGCCGGUCGUCAGCACCCACAGCUCCGUCUCCACUCGGUCCACUCCUCACCUCUCCCCCCUCCCACCUCCUCUUCCUCCCUCCAUCCCUCCUCCCCAGCACUCCCCCCAGCUCUCCUCCCUGCCUCCCCCAGUACCGUCCUUACCCGCCCGGGGAUCCAGUGGAGGUGACAUCACCUCCCAGCCUCACCCCCAGCAGUACUCCCAGCACCACCUCCAUCCACAGACCAGCAGCCAGCCCAGCACGCACCUGUCCCAUUCCCAGUCACAUUCCCGAUCCCAGUCCCACCUACAGCCACCAUCCCAGUCCCAGCCCAGCACUCUGGAGCAGAACAGCAUCCUGGACUGGCUUCGUCGGCUGCGACUCCACAAGUAUUACCCUGUCUUCAGACAGCUCACCAUGGAGGAGUUUUUAGCGCUGACAGAGGAGGACCUGAACAAGUACGAUCUGACCCAAGGAGCAAAGAAGAAACUGAAGACCCAGCUGGAGUUACAAAAGACAGCAGACAGGGAGAUGAAGAUGGAGAAACGUUUGUGUGGCGGCAUCGCCAGGGUGACGCCUUCCAGCCACAUGGGACCUUCAGCUCACCAAAGCUCCGCUGCAGAGCUUCGGGUAGAGGUGGACGGAGCGUCGCACCAUCAUCCCGUCUCCACUGACAGCAGCUCGUCGUCGGGUUAUUCCAGCUCCUCCUGCUCCCCUCGAAUGCCUCACUGCUGCGACGCCUUCGACAGAAGCAGAGACCUUCACAGACGAGGUCCAGAUGCAGCAGUAGGUCCAGAGAAGGACCGGUCCUGCCUCUUCAUCCUGAACUCCAGCUGCUCCAGUCGACCCACCGCCCAGGUUCUUCCCGUCCAGACCGACCCGGCUCCUCCCCUGCCUCCCCCCUGCUCCUCCCACCUCCCGUUCGGCCUCCCCCAGCCCCCCUACCAGCCCAGCUACCCCCAGACGCUCCUCUCUCCGGUUUCCAACCCGGCCCGCAUCCUUACCUCGCCGCGUAAGCCCCGCCCCCCUCCGCUGUGCUCAGAGGACCGGACUAAGCCGCUGGGUUCGGGGCUCCCUGCGCCUGGACCGGGCUUCGGUUCUGGGCUGGGGGUGGGGGUGGGGGUGAGGCUGGAGAACGUGUUCCCGGCGGUUCUGGACGGGUCCUCGGGGCUGCAGGACUCGGGCCGCGGUGGUUCUGGCGAUACCGGGGGUCUGAUGGUGGAGACCAGCUCGGCUCUGACCUCCACCUCCAACAGCCUCCAUCACGUCUCCCACCCGCCGCUCCACUUCCACCUCUCCUCCUCCUCCUCCCCCUCUCCAUCCGGGUACUACUCCCACCCUCCUCUUCCCUCCUCAUCCUCGGGCUCCUGCACCUCCUCCAAGUCUCACGUCUCCAUGGCAACAGCCAGCAGCGUUCCCGUGGCGGCGGUCCCCGGCAACACCUACUACCCUCCUCAGCCCAUCUCCAGCCCGUCGCCCUCCUCGGCCUCCUCCUCCUCCUCGCUGGAUCAGAGUUCGGGUCACGGCCCGUCCAUGUGCGUGUGCAGCUCCUGUGGUUGCCGUGGUAACUGCGGCGCCUACGGAGCGUUGCCGGGAUACGCGGCGGCCGGAUACCUGCAGCCGUUCUCGGCCGGACCCUCCCUCUUCACGCUGGGCCCCCUGCUCCACCUCAGCCCCCUCAUCUCGUCCAGCGCCGCCUCCGGAGCCACGCCCUUCUCCUACCCCAUGAUGGUGCCGCCGCCGCUCUACCGCCACAGCCCCGUGUCACACGACCAGCAGCAGGGCUUCGGGUUCUACCAGCCGCACGGCAUCAUGGGAAGCCAGAAACGGGCGGCGGGGCACCUGUCGUGUUACAACUGCGGCGCCAACGGACACCGAGCCGAGGACUGUAAGCAGCCGCCGAUGGACUCAGCACAGCAAGGAACUUUCCGGCUGAAGUUCACUCCUCACUCUGACAGUAAGGACUCAGUGGAUUAACAGGUGAGGAUCUGAACUGCCGACACAACCGUACCUCACGAAGACGAGCUGCUUAAAAGACUCCAGACCUGAACGCACAGACGCUUUUCUGAUUCUUUCACCAAGACGUGAAGAUGAGAGGAGGACGCAGAAGAAACGGUGUGUUUCUCUCAGAUCUCCUCAGCUACAAACACGAGCUGCAAGAGAAGCUGAACUUUAUUAAACUCUGCUUCAACCUACACCGUUGUUUAACCGCAAAAUCGCAACAACAGCAGCAGCUCACCUGCCAAACAGCGGAGCUUUUCUAGCAGCCUGGAGGAUUCAAACCAAAGGCUCGUCAAAAGAACUUUAGUCAAGUGUAUUUUUCACUUGUUCAAGUCAAAUCGUGCACUUACUGCAGCCCGUAUUGUGGCUGCUUUAGAUACACAACACACACACAGUUACAGGUUUGGUUCAGUGUUUUCUCUACUUGGUUUAGUUUUACUGAAGUUUCGUGGCACUUCAGUCGGUUUUCUUCUGUAUGUGGUCAGAUCAGGAUUCAGCUCGUUGCUUAUAAUGGUUGAUUUGUCCUCAGUAAGAGUCACUUUAAUCUUCUCAUUUUAAAAAUCAAUGUAGAUCCACACUGACAGAGCAUUCAGUGUUUACUGGUCAACAGUUUAAAACAAGCAGUAGGAAAGUCCAUUAUGCCAGAUUUAUGGUAAAUAAAUGUUUACAUUUUUACUGUCAGCUCCCAUAAUGAUCAUGUCCAGGUGCUGGAAAGAACAAAAACAACCUGAAUAUAAGUAUGUGUCAAAUAUGCUGCUGUUACGCCUGAUGCUCAUCAACAGUAUAUUAAUUUGCAGUGAAUUUAUUCCGUUUCAUUCUGAUAUGAACCUUUAAUUAAACUCCUAUGCACCUGUUUGUAUACAGGUGAGCAAACGGCACCUUUUUUUGCACAAAGUUGCAAAGUCACGCACACCUUUUCUCAGCUACAGUUAAAUAGGAAAAUCUUCAGCAGCCACUCACAAAUCAAGGAAUUCAGUCUAUAAAUAAACACUUGCCUUAUGGAAGAAGCAUUUUAAAUGGAACCGGAGAAGAAAGCUGCACCGGCCUUCUUCUUCUUCUUCUUCUUCUUCUUCUUCUUCUUCUUCUUCUUUGUUGUUUUCCUCCACCAGUGCCUGAGGAUGAACCAUCGACUGUAUAGGAAACAUGGGCAACAUGUUGUGCCCAUAAAUAUAUAUAUUUAUAUAAAGAAAAGAUGGCUGGUGUAAAAAGUGAAGCCAGCAGUGAAGUGCCUUAAACCUGUAUUCUCUAUAACAGCCAGCAGGAGGCGACUCCUCCGGCUGUAAAAGAUUCUAUAGAAGCCUAUGAGAAAAUGACCCGAUUUCCCACUUGAUUUGUUACCUUACUGAACAUUUUCCUAAUCAUUUUGUGGUUUCAAGUGCUAGUUUUAAGACUCAGUCUAUACGGAAUGAUGUUAAUUUUGUAAAUUAUGACAAAAUAUUUUUAAAAACAGUGUUGUCCAGAGCUCAAAGACAUCCAGUUUGCUGUCAUAGAGGAAUAAAAAAACAACAAAAAAUAUUCAAAUUUGAGAAGCCAGAAUCAGAAAAAAUACUAAUUGUUGCCCCAAAGACUAUUAUAUAUUAUAUAGCAUUAAAAAAAACAGCACAACCAGUCUAUGGGGAGACAAAGAGUUGAUAUGUAGCUUGAAAAUACUAAAUGUAGAGCGAGCAUUGGAGAUGGUACAUAAAGAUAUGUGGCUCUUGGGUUACUUGAAGUUCAAGUGUUGACCUGGAUACCACGUCUACACACACUCAUUUCCACAAUAUUUGGGUUUUAUACAGUGGAGGAAGUGUGGAUCCAUCUUUAUACGCCGUUUUUGGUGGUUUUUUUCUACCUCUGAGCCAACCUGAGAGCAAAACGGCGUUCCCCUACAACAGGACAAUCCGUUAGACUGAAUUAUUUCCAGAGCGUUCAGUGUCUGCAGUUUACAUCAGGGUGGAUAAACAUUUCAAAGUGCCAAUUAUCUCCUCGUUCUGUCUGGUCUUUGGUUUUCAUGCUUCAGUGGGGGAUGUUGUCGCUCCAGCAGAGAUGGAGCUGCCUAUUUUUGUAAUCCAUGUGUCUUUCUGCAAACGUUAGCGGGUGGUCGUAGAGUUUAAAGAGUUAGAGGAAUUGAGAGGAAGUGUUUGUGAGUGUGUUGGAGUCUCUGGCGGUGGGCGAGUUGCUGGGCAGGACCCGAACAGACAUGAGGACAGCUGGUCCUUCACAUGAAACUCUAUCUGUGCCCCUGGAGGGUGCAGCACUGGGACACGGGGCGCUUAUUUAAAAUGGAAAAUACUGAACUUUAAUAGUAUGUGUAACAGCUUCUAUCUGCAAUGUGCUUUUGUAUUGUAAUAAAAACAUCUUUGGGGUUUUGUGUUUGGGGCUCAGAAUCAGUUAUUCAGCUGAAUGUUAAUUCAAAUUUCUGCAGCGCAACUGUCUCAGUCGACAUGGUGUUUUUUCAAUUGUUGCCUUGGAUUUUCUUUUUUUUUUAAAUAGCUUUUACCAAAGAACAGGCUUCUAUGUUUGGACACAUGGUUCCACUUUUGUAGGUUUUAUUUAGUUUUUGUGACUCUUUGAGCAGCAGAACGUGACAAAGUGACGCUCCAGCAUGCAUGUCGCUUCAUCUCUGGUUAAGUGUGUUUUUCAGAUAUUUGUGUGCAAAUGUUUGAAUACCGUUUAUAAUUACCCAGUUCAUUUGUAACAGGUUGGAUUUUAUAUUUCUUAUUGUGUUUUAAGACUUGACUGUUCUGAUGUUUGAGGGAUAAACAUGUUUAAAGUAAUAAAAUAUUUUCUGAUUCAGCCUUUCA
Messenger RNA from Acanthochromis polyacanthus (spiny chromis), 7608 nucleotides. It is a transcript of the gene zcchc14, whose product is annotated as zinc finger, CCHC domain containing 14. The transcript has 14 exons. Gene Ontology annotation, molecular function: nucleic acid binding; protein binding; zinc ion binding. The record is from RefSeq and is a predicted model, not a curated record. Bases 1478 to 4801 code for a protein of 1107 amino acids. Lineage: Eukaryota; Metazoa; Chordata; Actinopteri; Pomacentridae.